AUGACCGCUGCAGGAGUUGUCAGCAGCACAGCAUUACGCAUUGUCCAUCGUACAUGGAUUGACUAUUGGGAACGUUCACCGCACUACCCAGCCACCCCACACACUUCAAGCUGGCACAUAGAUCCCCGAUCCGUCAGAGUCGGAGGGAUGAUGAUGAUAUGGUCCAAUCAACUCAAAGUAUUAUGUGUUGAUGCAUUAAUGCAGCUAGUUUGUGUUGCUCGAUUCCACGAGGUCGAUGCGUGCGGAGUCUGGGAUUCAAGUGUGAAAAACACUAUUCCCCAACCAACCAAUACUUGUGAAAAUGCACCACACCUUGCCGAAGCAAGCAUGAAUCCAGAAAGGUAUGCAGCACAGUAUUUGUAUUAUAGUUGUGCAUCUGAAUAUUUCUCGUCCCUGAUUGAGGCAGUUAGGAUACUGCAGUCUGGAAAGCAAUGCGACUCUACAGUAUCAACCAUAUAUACUGCAGAGUCCAUUGCACCAGAUUCAGCAGUGGCUAGCCAUUCAUCAGGACCCGUUGAGCAUUAUACCGAUGCUCAAGCAUCUAUGCUGUCAUACAGCUAUGCUAAACGGGUUUUGGCGUGUGACAAACCGCCUUUUGAAACUCGGUAUAAAGCUGACCAGAUGCAGUACACAAGCAGUAAGCUUCCCGGUGAAGCUGAUAGAUCAAAAGUGUGGCAGCUCAUUCUCUGCAGUGGUGACUGGACCAAACUCAUGAUUGCUGAAAACAUGGCAAUAUCACCGCAUCAAUCAACCAGUACCGUUUACUCGACCACCCAAUGCAUCCAUGACAAAUAUGAGGUGCUCUCGAUUGAUUCAAACAGUGCAUCUGCGUUUGAUGCAACUAGACUGGUAUAUGUAACUGAAUCUGUGUGCAUGCGAUUGAUCAACAGCGAUUUGUCAGUGUACACGCAGACCAACAAUUUGCGUGGUAUCAGUCCAAUCCAAACUACUGGCAGGGCAAUUCGAGGUAAUAUGAACUCGAUUGGGAACGUUGAUUUUUUCAUAUCGAUGGACGAAAUGCGACAAACAGUCAAAUACCUCACCAUGCAAGUUGUAUCCUUGAAAACUGAUAUGGCCGCUGUGACUAGCGCAUUUGGUCAGUUGCAGAGUCAAACCAAUGACAUUGUUGUCAUGAUGACCAAACACGACAAUGUCAUUCGAUCAUUACUGGAACAGAUCUUGGUCAAACUGGACUCUGGUUGCUCACCAACACCUGUAGUUGUUAUACCAGUUGCGGUAUUCGAAACCAUUUCCACGACUGUGAACAUCACCGCAACAGUGACUGUGUUUUGUCCAUAA
Molecule: messenger RNA, 1299 nt
Organism: Batrachochytrium dendrobatidis JAM81
Lineage: Eukaryota; Fungi; Chytridiomycota; Chytridiomycetes; Rhizophydiales
Exons: 5
Coding region: 1-1299 (432 amino acids)
Source: RefSeq, a predicted model, not a curated record